This is a messenger RNA of Equus quagga, 2633 nucleotides long. Its product is annotated as claudin-22-like. The coding region runs from base 613 to 1275 and encodes 220 amino acids. Gene Ontology annotation, cellular component: bicellular tight junction; plasma membrane. NCBI's taxonomy places the organism in Eukaryota, Metazoa, Chordata, Mammalia, Perissodactyla, Equidae. Gene Ontology annotation, molecular function: structural molecule activity. The record is from RefSeq and is a predicted model, not a curated record. The transcript has a single exon. Gene Ontology annotation, biological process: bicellular tight junction assembly; cell adhesion.
AAUAUUGCUUCAUGUGACGUGGUAUACAUAGCCUAAGAGGGAUUAAGAAAAACAGGCCUGAGUUAAGGUCUAGAGAGAUUUCUGCGAAGACCAAUUUAUUUGGUUUUAUUUAUUAAGUAACACUGUUCUUGAAUGUAUUUUUUAAAAAAUGGUAACACUCAGUAGUACCAAAACAUAUGUAUUGACAUGUGAGAACUUGAACAGAUGAAAAUUUGACAGGUGCAAUUAGUAAGACACAAAGCAGUAGGAGUGGAACCAAAACUGUCAAUUAAACAUUUUGCAUUUAGGCUUCUCAAUUCUUUCACUCCUUAGGAAGGUUGGGAACAACAUGAAAGCCAUUUAUACGUUAACAAUGAAAGGAGGAUUAUUACGACUUAAUGUUAUUUCAGGGACAAACUGCUUCCUAUAAAAUUGCGCCCACAGGACACGAACAUGAUCUUGGCCACACCUUGGCGUUACUGGUUUGCAGCAUUAUUUCCCUGGCAAGAAUCCUCCUAUAUACACAAUGAAAAAAUAUUUCUGAGCUCCGCCGGUGAUAAGACACUGUCACACUUCUUUUCACAGCAACCGAAAGGCAGGAGUUAGUUUGGCUAAAGCUCGCAGGACUUGACAAUGGCUGUAGUAGUUAGAACCGUGGCACAAUUAGCUGGACUUUCACUAUCUUUGCUGGGAUGGGUUUUAUCCUGUCUUACAAACUACCUGCCACAAUGGAAAAACCUCAACCUGGACUUAAAUGAAAUGGAAAACUGGACCAUGGGGCUCUGGCAAACGUGCGUCAUCCAGGAGGAAGUGGGGAUGCAGUGCAAGGACUUUGAUUCCUUCCUGGCUUUGCCUGCCGAACUCAGGGGCUCCAGGAUUCUCAUGUUCCUGUCAAACGGGCUGGGGCUCCUGGGCCUGCUGGUCUCAGGGUUUGGACUGGACUGCUUGAGAAUUGGAGAGAGACAGCCAGCUUGCAAGAAGCGACUGCUGAUCCUGGGAGGACUUCUGUUCUGGACGGCGGGCAUCACGACCGUCGUGCCGGUCUCCUGGGUGGCCCACCUGAUCGUCCGGGAGUUCUGGGAUGAGACUAUCCCAGAGAUUGUGCCCAGGUGGGAGUUCGGGGAAGCCCUCUUUCUCGGGUGGUUUGCUGGAUUCUCUCUCCUCCUAGGAGGGUGUCUGCUCCACUGUGCAGCCUGCUCGACCCAAGCUCCUCCAGCCUUGGGCCACUAUGCUGUGGCAGAAAUGCAAUAUCCCCAUCAACACCUGGAGAUGAAAAACGCCCACCUGGAAAUCUAAGCCAGCGGGAUCAGAGGUGUCCACUCCUCAGGUGUCAACUCUGGAUGUGGUAGGAUUUCUUGCUACAAAGUCACCCAUUCACUAUGCUUUUCAUUUCCUAAAAUGUGUUUUUUCCUGUGGCCAUUAGCUUCUUAAGCUAUAAUUUCUUUCUAAGAUGGUAAGCCACUUUUCUACUCUGAGACCAAAGCCAAUCAAGACUUAAUAGUAAUCAUACUCAUUACUGCGGAUGAGUUUCCUCAGUUGUAAAAAAGAUCCAGUGAUUGCACAGAACUGGUAAAUAAAACAUUAUAUUAGUACUUACACAUCUUUGAAGGUGUUAUUCAUAGAGAUGAAUCAUUUUGGCAAUUGGAAAUGUUACUGCUAAUCAUUUACUUCUUCCAACUGUUCAAGAUCACCUAUUACAUGAAACCAAAGUCUUGCAGCAUAUUUAUGUAAAAUGCAUGACAUCUGAUUAUACUAAAAAAAUUUGCUGGCUCUUUGAAAGCUUGAGAAGUGAGAGACAUGGACACAUCAUCUUAUUUCUAAUUGGAGACUUCAGUGCCUCCAUGGAACCUUUUCCAAAAGUCAGCCACAUUCACCCACACCGCCUUUACUAUGUCAGAAGCAGAGGAGGGCAAUCCUGUGUUCUGGAAGAUUCAUGAAAAAUCUACCAUGCAGAUGUGCUUUGGCUUCUGGGUCCUGUGCUCUCCAGCAGACGGCCAACGCCCCCUCCACCCCUGGCGGCCCCUGGCUCUGGGGAGCAGACACAGGGGGCGCUGCGGGUCAGGACCUGGGUGUGUGGGAGAGAACCUGUGGGGACCUCUGCCCAGGGCCGCUGAGCACACUGCUGGUCUGGGCAGUGGGAUGACAGAGCUCAUAUCCUGGAGCCUUUUGUUUUACUCGCACAACGACAAUACUCCAUCUUUUUUUUAUCAGCAGUGCAUAGCGUUCAACCAAGAACUAUUCACAAUAAACUGCUGGCUUGGGGAAUUCUUCAUGAAAGAUUUUAUAUUUGCUCAGUACAUGGUUCACAUAAACUCUUGUGUUUGCGCCAAUCAGGGGAAUUGACUGAACAAUAAAUGACACUGAGGUAAAGUAUUAGGCAAUAUGUGUCUUUGUUUAAAAAAAAAAACCCACUGAAUAUUUUUCCACCCACAAACACAUGAAAAGUGCAGAAACCAAAGUUAAUCUAUGUGAUGUAUUUGCAUACUUUUACAAACAAGACAAAUUAAAACAGAAACAUAUUCAGAAUUUAACCUGAUUAAAUAUUUAGUUCAGUCCUGAGCUUUUGAUAUUUAAUACAAUAUAGAUAAAGUAAUAGCAAAAAAAAAUUUUAAAUUUAUUUGAUUUGCAUGCUACAGAGAUUCAGCUAAAUGUUG